Schistocerca americana (American grasshopper) is the source of this 2936-nucleotide messenger RNA. Its product is annotated as serine/threonine-protein phosphatase PP1-alpha-like. Gene Ontology annotation, cellular component: nucleus; cytoplasm. The record is from RefSeq and is a predicted model, not a curated record. Gene Ontology annotation, molecular function: protein serine/threonine phosphatase activity. Lineage: Eukaryota; Metazoa; Arthropoda; Insecta; Orthoptera; Acrididae. The transcript has 8 exons. Bases 49 to 975 code for a protein of 308 amino acids.
CCGCGCCGCGCCGCCCAUCACGCAUCCAGCACGGGGCAGCCGCUAGCCAUGAAGUCGCGCGCGCAGACGCUCGACGUCGACAAGGUCAUCAGCCAGCUGCUCGUCGGCCGAAAAAAGGGCGAGAAGCAGGCGUCGCUGGCGGAGUGGCAGGUACGCACGCUGUGCCUGUCGACGCGCGAGCUGUUCCUCCAGCAGCCGAUGCUGCUGGAGCUGGAGGCACCCGUUAACGUGGCCGGCGACAUCCACGGCCAGUACGACGACCUGCUGCGGCACUUCGACAAGCUGGGCCACCCGCCCGCCGCCAACUACCUCUUCCUCGGCGACUAUGUCGACAGGGGAAAGAAUUCUCUAGAAACAAUCUGUCUGCUGUUAGCAUACAAACUAAAGUAUCCCAAUAACUUCUUCUUACUAAGAGGGAACCAUGAAUGUGCAAGCAUUAACAGAGUUUAUGGGUUCUAUGAUGAGUGCAAAAGGCGAUAUAGUGUGAAAUUGUGGAAGACCUUCACUGAUCUGUUCAACUGCCUGCCAGUUGCUGCUCUUAUUGAGGGGACAAUCUUCUGUAUGCAUGGUGGCCUCUCUCCACAAUUACAAGAUUUGAAUGAGAUUCGAAACAUUCCCAGACCAAUUGAUGUACCUGACUCUGGACUGGUUUGUGACCUUUUGUGGGGAGAUCCUGCAGAGGGGCUGACUGGAUGGGCUCAGAAUGACAGGGGUGUGAGCUAUGUCUUUGGUUCAGAUGUAGUUCGCCAUUUCCUUGAGAGGCAUGACUGUUCACUCAUUGUGAGAGCACAUCAAGUUGUUGAAGAUGGGUACCAGUUCUUUGCCCAGAGAUCAAUGCUUACUCUAUUCUCAGCACCAAAUUACUGUGGAGAAUUUGACAAUGCUGGAGCUGUCCUUGGUGUAUCAGAAGAUCUCACAUGCUGGUUCAGUAUAUUACCGCCUCACAAGAAGAAGGUGUUUAUUCGCUACAAAUGAGACUUGCUUCAAAUAGAAGAGGAAUCCUAACACUUCUUGAAGGUUCCCACAAUAAGAAAAUAUUUUAGAUUACAAUCACUAUUGCACUGGGUGACCAUUAAGCUCAUGAAUUCCAAGCUAUCAAAAAAUCACAGGAACAGGGAAAGAAAAUAAUUUCUGUCUAAAAUGUUAAUUGUAAUAGCUAUUUUUACAUGAUGUGAUUCUCUGUUAAAAACAGCAUUUCAACAGAAAAAACAGCCCUUUAGUUAAUGGUAUUUUUUGAUCUUAAUGGUCAGCCCUGUUAGGGACAUCACUUUUUUAUGCAGGCUUUGUAGAAAUGAGAGUGAUCAGCCACGCUGUUGUGUGCUUCUUCAGUGUUUGAAAAGCAACUCAGAAAAUGCCACCUUAAAAUGCAUUUUGACCUAAUUUUAUUUUACUGGAUUAGUGGUAUUUUUAGUAUUGAGGGAAAUAAUCCAACCUCAUGAGUGAGGAUACACUGACUGCCAUUAUUAGUAAAAUUAAUUUGCAAACUUGAGAUGUGAAAAUAUUUUAAAUAGAUUAUUUUUUAUGGUCUAAAAGUAUUGUUCUGCUGCACUUUAAGGAAUCAAACGAAAUAAUUGUAAAUGAAAAGGUACUGUUUUUAUAUUUAUAAUGAAUAUUUAAUGAACUGUUACAUUUGAAUAACAGAAUAAAUUUGAGAAAUGUUGAUUCUCAGUAUGCUUGAAAUAUUUUGGCAGUUUUAGUGCUGAUAGCACAGUUGAUCAGUGACACAAACUCUUAUCACACACUAUCUAUUUAUUAUGUUGACAAUGAACUAAAACUUUAACUCUUGUAAGCUUGUGUGGUGGUCAAUAUGUAAUGAUAAGCACUCUUAAUUUAUGAUUUGAUUUAGCAUCUGCAGUAGUUAAAACUACUUGAUCCACUGCUCUUUGGAUUUCUGUGUGUCCGGUAUAGUUUUACUAGCACUCUUGGUAUGCAGAAAGUACCAACUGUGUUCUGUGUAGGCAAUUCCUUGCCUUAUGCUAGUGCCCAUAUCCAGUGGUCUUGCAAACAGAGAAUAUGCAAAUCAAAAAAUGGUGACUAUGGAAACUUUGCAGCAAAUGACUCAAAGACAGGUGCAGACUUUUUAAACAGCAUGAAGAUAAAUAUUAAUGAAACAAAUGGAGAGUUUAUAUGCCAGAAGGAAAGAGUGAUAGAUUUAUCAAGUAGAUGGAUAAAUAUACACAACUGAAAGGAGGUUAAAAAGGGAAACAGAAAUGUGAUGGUAGCUACUAAUGUGUAUUUUAGUCUGUAAAAGAUUAUCUUUACCAUCAGCUUUUAAAAACCAUAAGUAAGCCAAACCAUGUGCUGCCCUUUAUGAAGCCAAUACCGGUACUACAUAUAAAUACUGUUUAUAGUAAGCUUUGAUAAAUAUAUCCAAGCUAUAUUUAGCAUCAUAGUAAACAUCAAUAGUACUGAAAAUGCUUCAUUUUAACAUUUUAUAGAUUGAUGAAUACUUCUACCUCAGUACAGUUAUUUGUCUAAAUGAAUUCUGAAAAAUUUCCUCUACUUAAAUAGCUGCACUGUCCGUUAACACAUUGCUGUUAUUGAUUUUUCAAUCGUUCACAUCAUUAGAAACAAUCUUUCUUCAUCAGCUACAAAACAAGGAAUUUCAGUGUGUUAUUCACGAGAAUGGAAUGGCCAUUAACACAGUGGAUCAUUCAUUGUCUAUAGUUGGUAAAAGUUAAAAUGUUAUGUGAUGUACAGACAAGGAACAGUAUAAACAAGUUAAAUUGUUAAGGAAUAAACACUACAUGAAUACUUAGAGGUAUGAUGUAUGAAAAAAUCUUGGGAUAAUAUUCUAAGGAAACAAAAGAGAGACAGAUAGAAAUAAAAUAGUAUACUGAAUACACAAUUACAGUAUUGCUUGUGAAAAUGCCAUAUGCCUUAAAUCAACAAAUAAUAUUUCCACAAAGCAACAUUUUCUUCUAAGGUUUGUCAGG